Molecule: messenger RNA, 762 nt
Organism: Mycena indigotica
Lineage: Eukaryota; Fungi; Basidiomycota; Agaricomycetes; Agaricales; Mycenaceae
Product: ATP-binding cassette transporter
Exons: 7
Coding region: 1-762 (253 amino acids)
Source: RefSeq, a predicted model, not a curated record
AUGGAGUCGGUUUCGCCUUCCCCAAGCACCGUGAACAGCGACACGACGCUGCCGUUGGCGAGUAGCGCCAGCUCGGAUGGUCUCGCGACUCCGGUGGGAGUGCCGGCGGCGCAAGGGCUUAUCCGGGAAAUGAAGAACAGGCUGGUAGAGUUAGACGAAACCUUGGGCGAUCUGCAUGCGCAAACACUCGAGGCGGCAGCGUUCGGUGGAGAGCCGCAGAUAGCGAGGGACAUCGAAAAUCUGCGAGCGCAGCUGCAAGAGCAGGACCAGCGACAACGCGAGGGCAUCCAAGAGAUCGAAUUGAUACUAGGAAAGGUGCUGAACACCGAAGUCAUCGAGCACAUGAAGAGCGGCGCUGAAGCAGACAUUGCACGCCAAGUAGACGCGUUGGUGGCCGCCCAGGUGGCAGAGCUGUUGAAACUGCACAUGCCCGAGGAGCUGCAAGUCGAGGUUGCGCGGCAAGAGGAAUGGUUGGAGGAGAUCCAGAGGGAUCUCCGCAAUUCCGAGAACCGGCGGGCAAAUGCGAUGCUUCGCGAUGGCGAGUCAGCACCGCUGCAGCCGAUCUACAAGAUGGACGGAACGGUCGCAGACAAGUUUCCAUCGACGCUGAAAGAGCUGUUUGAAAUGGACGUAUCGACCUCGCAGGAGCUUAUGAGGGAAUACGAGCUGUCCGAGUGCUCAGCGUCGCGCGAACGAAACCUCAACCGACUGAUGCAGUUCUUCAAUGUCAAAUAUCAAUUGGCUGGCGCUGUAGGUUCGUGA